Priapulus caudatus is the source of this 759-nucleotide messenger RNA. RefSeq lists its product as uncharacterized. The transcript has 2 exons. Bases 24 to 512 code for a protein of 162 amino acids. NCBI's taxonomy places the organism in Eukaryota, Metazoa, Priapulida, Priapulimorpha, Priapulimorphida, Priapulidae. The record is from RefSeq and is a predicted model, not a curated record.
GAAGAAGAAGAAGGAAGAAGAAUAUGAAGAAGAAGAAGAAGAAGAAAAAGAAGAAGAGGAAGAAGGAAGAAAGGAACAUUGACAUGCUGGGCAGAUUCCGCAGUGAUUGUGACAUUCGUUAUGCAGAGUUUCGCCAUACGCGAAACACGCGCGAUUCACCUACACGCAAGGACCGACAGGAAGCAGCUGAUGCCGGACAGCGACAAUAUAGCGAGAUAUCAGCUGAAAAGACCACAAACGAUCAAGGAGAAAGUUCGAGGCGGUGUUACUUCGCUACCUUCACGAUAUCCGUACCUAAGCUGCAGCUACUGACGGGUAUCAACCCCUGUCAGAGGUUGCCGACGACGACGAAUGGGACCCCACACCGGAGGACACCCCCGUCAGAAUCCCCUCCUGGCCACCGCAGUGCCUGCAGGGGGCAAGCCAGCGCCAGCUGCGAGGGUUCGCCCGGGGAUCGGGUCUCGGGCCCUUGCUGGGCGCGAGCCCACCACCUCCCGGUGCCGGUGCGUUAGAGCGCCAGUGCGUCAGCGCACCGGUGCCGUUCACCAUCACGGGGAGUGGACGUGGGUGCCCGCGGGCAGACGUAAGGAGUCGCUCGGGGGUUCGGAGACCACCGGCUGCCACCAUUUGGCAUGCGGUGACGCAGACCGUCACCACCGCGGAUGCAAUGACGCAGACUACUUGCGAGGUCUGCAACUGCACGCACCCGGUGGAGGCCUUGUCCCCGCGCCGAUGCCCGUGGAACGAGCCGUCGCGCUC